AUGUCGAGAUUUCAAACCCUCUUCUUAGUUAUUGCCGUCUUGUUCUUUGCUCUCGUUUGGACUUUGCCAGUUCCAGGACCUGAAAUUAAUCCACCUACUCCCGGCGGUUUAAUUCAAGUGACAGCACCAAGCGCGGGAACUUAUAAAUUUGGAUCAUGGCAAGGUGUUAGCUGGAAUGCGAACGUCGAUAUCCCAGACAAAUGGAAUCGUACAGUCAAUGUUUAUAUUGCCAAAAAGUGUGAGGAUAAAAAUAAGCCAGAUCAACUUACUUACAAAUAUCUUGGCGAAUUCAAUUACGGAAAUACCUAUGCUGGUUUCCAAGCCGAGCUCAAGCCAGGCACUUAUUUCGGCUUUGUAGUAGUCUGCGAUGAUCCUUUUAUUUGGGGUACUGGACCAGAGUUUUCGAUUGUGUAUUAA
This is a messenger RNA of Ambispora leptoticha, 417 nucleotides long. Lineage: Eukaryota; Fungi; Glomeromycota; Glomeromycetes; Archaeosporales; Ambisporaceae. The record is from the annotation of a GenBank genome assembly.